GCUUUAGCGAAUCGGACUGUUAAUGAUGUCGACGUACGUUUCGCCGGACCGUAAGAUAAGAAAAACUGUUUUAGUGGUAGGCGAAGGCUGCUUCAAGCCAUCCGAAAAUUGCUUUUGCACCUUCACUAUUUCUGAAAGCAAUGUAGAUUUAGAUAAGUAUAAGAGUUACGGCUACAGCGUGGGCGAUAGCGGCGAUGUGUUUGAACGAUACCUGGAUGUGUUGCUACAGACUAUGCUGACCUCGGAAGUAGCCAAAGUCACUUUUCUUACUGGAGAUUCGAAAGUGGAGUUUACAAUCGAGCUGGAGUCGUUUUCGAGGGCUGGAUUCAUCUACGAGUGGGAUCCCACUUAUAAAUAUAACUUGGCGAUGCAACACAAAGUCGCCGGCAACGAUCUGUUUAAGAGUGGCUGUUUUAAGGACGCCUCGUAUCGUUUCAGGAAAGGUCUGAAGAUUCUGCUGUCGAUACCGCUAGACGUGGAGAACCCGAAAUUGCAAGAGCAAUCCAUGGAAGAUGUUUACAGCUUGAUGGUGAACUUUUACAAUAAUCUAGCCGCGUGCAAUCUUAAAGCGAAAGACUACGAUCGAGUGGUCGGGUUGUGCGACAAAGUUCUCUGCUUCGAGGACGGAAACGUUAAGGCCGCCUACAAAAUGGGCGUGGCUUGCUUUGAGCUGCACAAUUAUGAAAGAGCGUUGGAGAUGUUCUCAAAGGUGGCGAUUGCCGAGCCGAACAAUAAAGCUGUUGUUCAAAAUAUCAACAAGACGCAAUCGCGAAUUGUUGAGAGCAACUCGAAGUACGAGUGCCUGGUCAAGAGGAUGUUCAAAUAAUCAUUUCAAGGAAUGUUGUUGU
Molecule: messenger RNA, 848 nt
Organism: Nicrophorus vespilloides
Lineage: Eukaryota; Metazoa; Arthropoda; Insecta; Coleoptera; Silphidae
Product: 70 kDa peptidyl-prolyl isomerase-like
Exons: 1
Coding region: 23-826 (267 amino acids)
Molecular function (GO): protein binding
Source: RefSeq, a predicted model, not a curated record